AUGGUAACCAUUCUGAAGAACGUCGCAAUCGUUGGGGUACGUGCACCCCAAUUCUAUAUCUCUCAAAUCGAUUUUCAGCAGGAGUUAACAAACCUCAAGGCCAGCGGCAGUAUUGGAAAAAUCAUUCUUAGCAGUCUCGUCUCCUCGGCCAACUUUUCUAUCACUGUCAUUUCCCGCAAAGGGAGCGAGGCGGUCUUUCCGCGAGGGGUCACGGUCCUCAAGUCCGAUUUCUCGAAAGCCAGCCUCGAGGCUGCCUUCCGGGGACAAGAUGCCGUGGUUUCAGUAGUAGGAGCCACGGCUUUUAAUGAACAAAAGGCACUCGUGGAUGCGGCCAUUUGCGCUGGAGUUCAGCGCUUCAUACCCUCGGAGUUCUCGGCUAACAGCCAGAGCGACGCUGUACUGCAGUUGCUACCACUGUUCGGGCAGAAGAACGACUUGAUCAAGUACCUGAAAAGUAAGGAAGCUUCGGGCUUGACCUGGACCGGGAUUGCCACAUCUGGUUUAUUCGACUGGGGUCUUCAGAACCGCUUCUUGGAAUUCGACAUUUCCACCCGCACCGCGACGAUCUGGGAUGGCGGUGACAAAAGCUUCACAUUGACCAACGAGAAACAGCUGGGACAGUCGGUGAUCUCCGUUUUCGAAAAUCCACGGGAAACUAGCAACCAGUAUCUAUAUGUCGCUUCUGUGGAGACCACCCAGAAUGAGAUAGUCACGACUCUGGAGAAGGUGACCGGGGGUCGAUGGACCAUUAAUAAUACCACCACGGAUGAGCAGGUCAGUGCCGCUAUCGAGAAACUCACUGCUGGUGAUUUCAGUGGUGCCUUUACGUUGGUCCGGGCCACCUGUUUUGGGAACACGCCGGGCCUUCGUGCAAACUAUCUCAGGGAGGAGAAGCUUGCAAAUGAUAUGCUGGGCCUGGAGAUGGAAACUGUCGAGGAUACCAUCAGGCGCGUUAUACAAUAG
Molecule: messenger RNA, 963 nt
Organism: Penicillium atrosanguineum
Lineage: Eukaryota; Fungi; Ascomycota; Eurotiomycetes; Eurotiales; Aspergillaceae
Product: aromatic alcohol reductase
Exons: 2
Coding region: 1-963 (320 amino acids)
Molecular function (GO): oxidoreductase activity
Source: RefSeq, a predicted model, not a curated record